AGUGCAAGGCAACAAGGACAUGCAAAGACUGUAUGCACAGCACAAGCAUAUAUUUCCUCAUUAGAGAACAGGGCACAGUUAUCCUAUGUCUCACAGGACACUACAGGCACAAAAUACUCACACCAGGCAGAGGCAAAGUCACACACACACCGUCUAUGCUCACACUCAAAGCACAAAGUCACUCAGAGGUCCACUCAGAAACACAGGAGGUAUGGCCCAACUUGCAAGGCACAACUCAUGACUCACAGUGCGACGCAGAAGGCUGUGGCUGAACACUGCGAAGUCUCUCUCAGCUGCACUUCCCAACACCGAGUCAUCCUGCCACUCACAGUAGAGGAGUAUCAAGUAGCGCAGCUGUACAGUGUAGCUGAAGCAAGUAAGAAUGAGACUGGAGGAGGGGAGGGUGUCGAGGUGCUGAAAAAUGAACCGUUUGACAACUAUCCCCUGCUGGGCAACAGAUACAGCAGUGGCCAGUACACCUACAAAAUAUACCACCUUAAAAGCAAAGUGCCCGGGUUCAUCCGCAUCCUGGCGCCUGAAGGGUCUCUAGAGGUGCACGAGGAGGCCUGGAAUGCUUACCCUUACUGCCGAACCAUCAUCUCUAAUCCGGGCUAUAUGAAGGAAGGGUUUCACAUCACAAUAGAAACCCUCCAUGCCCCGGGUGACGGUCAGCUGGAGAACAAUCCUGGCUAUAUGAAGAAAAACUUUAUCAUUUGCAUUGAGACCCUUCAUGCACCUGAUAUGGGGACCAUGGAAAAUGCUCAUGAACUCACUGGAGAAAAGUAUAAGAUGCGGGAAGUGGUGCCCAUUGACAUCUCCAAUGAUCCUGUCAAGACUGCAGACUACAAGGUAGAUGAGGACCCCACCAAGUUCAAAUCUGAAAAGACUGGCCGAGGUCCAUUGAUAGGCCCAGAGUGGUGGAAAAAGUGUGACCCAGUCAUGACAUGCUACAAGCUGGUAACUUGUGAAUUCAAAUGGUUUGGUCUUCAGUCCCGUGUGGAGAAGUUUAUCCAGGAUGUUGAGCGCAGACUAUUUACAAACUUCCAUAGGCAAGUGUUUUGUUGGAUGGACCGAUGGCAUGGGAUGACAAUGGACGACAUUCGCCGGUUAGAGGACAAAACUAAGCAAGAACUUGACAAACAAAGAAAGGUUGGUGAAGUACGAGGCACCAGAAGUGAAUAAGUCAGUAUUCCAGACACAUAACUGUUGCAAGAGGACCGUAAUGCUUCAAGUACAUCUGCUGUCUUUAGGGAAGGUCUCGUGAGCUGACGCUGGAAGGUCCCACAUAACACGGUGCAGGAUGGUAGAGCAGAGCUACAUAGUGUAAUGCCCUAUAAUUGAGUACUAGUUGUUGUGGAUAGGUUUUACUGUGAAUUUAAUUGAAUAUCAGUGUGUUACUAUGAACAUAUUUGUUGGAGUGGAUUAUAAAGUCUAUAGGGAGGUGUAUUUAUUAUGUAAGACAUUAUCUGGUGGCUCAUGUCCAACUGACAACAAAAAAGAUGAGUCAUUAUUGUUACCAUGAUGACAAUAAUAAUAAUUAUUAUUAUUAUUA
Messenger RNA from Scylla paramamosain (green mud crab), 1552 nucleotides. RefSeq names its product phosphatidylinositol transfer protein beta isoform-like. The transcript has 10 exons. NCBI's taxonomy places the organism in Eukaryota, Metazoa, Arthropoda, Malacostraca, Decapoda, Portunidae. The coding region runs from base 238 to 1182 and encodes 314 amino acids. Gene Ontology annotation, cellular component: cytoplasm. Gene Ontology annotation, molecular function: phosphatidylcholine binding; phosphatidylcholine intramembrane carrier activity; phosphatidylinositol binding. Gene Ontology annotation, biological process: phospholipid transport. The record is from RefSeq and is a predicted model, not a curated record.